UGGUUUACCUUUAAUAAAAGAAACAAUUUACUUUCUCGAAAGUAUUCUACUUUGCUAACCCUAAAUAAUCAUCUUUUGUUUCCCCUUAGAUUGCUGUCGCUUGGCAGCAUCCGGUCACCGUGCCGGAGUUGUUUUCUCCACAGGGUAUCAUUCGCCAAACGGUUCUGACGCCUUUUUCACACGGCUCUCUUUCACACUAAACACCACCCAUUUCCCCUCCAUCACAAACCCAUCUUCAUCGCCCCCCAAACGAUUCCCAAACGCCUCCUCUUCAAAAUGGCCGAUACCCACAAGUCCCAUUCUUUCCCUUCCCUCGAAAAAGCCUCAAAACCCGAGUUACUCCGUGCCGUUGAGUCUUCCCUAGGAACAUCUUUCAGCUCCGAAUCGAUUCUCCCCGCCCCAAACCCUUUAAUCCUCGUCUUAAGCGGUCCGAGUGGCAAAGAUGCAGUCAUCAAACGGCUGAGACAACUCCGGGAGAAUCUUCAUUUCGUCGUCACGGCCAUGAGUAGACCGAUGAGACCCGGUAAGGUUGAUGGUAAAGAUAUUUUUUUUGUGUCAAAGGAAGAGUUUUUAUCGAUGGGUCAGAAAGAUGAGCUUUUGAAGUAUGCUAUGGUUUAUGGGGAUUAUAAAGGGAUACCCAAAAGGCAAAUCAGGGAAUUCAUGGGGAAAGGGUGUGAUAUUGUGUUGAGGGUCGAUAUUCAAGGGGCUGAAACAUCGAGGAGGAUCCUUGGGGAUUCUGGGGUGUUCAUAUUUCUUGUUGCUGAGAGUGAAUUAGCGUUUGUUGAGAGGCUGAUUGAGAGGAAGACUGAGAGUAAAGAGGAAUUGCUUGUGAGGAUUGCUACUGCCUCUUCCAUCAGUCGCGUUCGAUUACUGGUUCAUGUCUUCGUCGCUAUCUUUUUUUAGUUUUAGAUAUCGACAAUGCCAUUUUUAAGA
Molecule: messenger RNA, 933 nt
Organism: Hibiscus syriacus
Lineage: Eukaryota; Viridiplantae; Streptophyta; Magnoliopsida; Malvales; Malvaceae
Product: guanylate kinase 3, chloroplastic-like
Cellular component (GO): cytosol
Molecular function (GO): GMP kinase activity
Source: RefSeq, a predicted model, not a curated record